AAAGAAGUAGACGGAGCUUCUCAUGCUAGCACAGUUGUGUCCAUGCUAGUAAAGUAGUUCUGUUUUAUUACGAUGGCAAACAGAACUGUUAAAGAUGCUAACAGCAUACAUGGGACUAACCCACAGUAUCUGGUGGAGAAAAUCAUCCGAACUCGAAUCUACGAGUCUAAAUACUGGAAGGAGGAGUGCUUCGGUCUCACCGCUGAGUUGGUUGUCGACAAAGCUAUGGAGUUGAAGUAUGUUGGUGGAGUUUAUGGUGGGAACAUCAAGCCCACUCCCUUCCUCUGUCUCACCCUUAAGAUGCUGCAGAUUCAACCUGAAAAAGACAUAAUCGUCGAGUUCAUUAAGAAUGAAGAUUUCAAGUCAUUUUCUCUUCAUCUCUUUCUUUUUGUUUCAGAGUUUGAGGUGAUGCAUGUGGAUGAGUUCAUUGAUGAGCUUCUUCAUGCAGAAAGGAUGUGUGACAUUAUUCUGCCCAGACUCCAGAAGAGACAAGUCCUGGAGGAGGCUGAGAUGUUGGACCCACGGGUCAGUGCUUUGGAGGAGGACCUGGAUGAAGUAGAAAGCAGUGAGGAAGAGGAUGAGGAAGAAGAAAAGCCAGAGAGACUGCAGACCCCAGAACCCCACAGACGUGGUUACCGUGACAAUGACAGACCUCGUCGAUCUCCAUCACCACGUUACAGACGCAGUCGCUCACCCAGACGGAGGAGCAGAUCUCCAAAGAGGCGAAGCCUGUCGCCUCGAAGAGAUCGCCAUCGGAGCAAGAGCCCCCGCCGACACCGCAGCAGGUCCAGAGACAGACGCCACCGCUCCAAAUCUCCGGGUCACCACAGAAGCCACAGACAUCGCAGCCACUCAAAGUCCCCAGAGAGGAGUUCAAAAAAGAGUCACAAGAAGAGUCGACGAGGAAAUGAGUGAUCUCUCUUCAUUAAAACGUAUUUUGCUUUUUUUAAUCUCCAAACUGUCAAAGAUUCUGUCCAUAAAUUUAGUACAUUUUUUGUAUGGCAUGUAAUUUUAUUUUAUUUUUUUGUUUUGUUUACAUUGGACCAUUGACAUGUCUGCAGUAUACUUUAAAUGUAAAGCUCUGAAGUCUUUCAGCAAAGCAAAUGAGGCUUAAAUUCAAUUCUUUAGUCUCACUCUGUUGGUCAAACCCUCUGACAGACAAAAAUCAAAUAAUACUCCCUGUUUUCAAGUGAUUAUAGCCAUUCCUGGUAACUUUUGCAUCUGUGUAACUAGAAAAAAUGUGUUUCUCGUAAACAGAUUCUGUAUGUUGUGUGUUUCACCCUUGGACACAAUGUUUAUCAAAGAAAUAAAGACCCCGAUUGAUUA
Stegastes partitus (bicolor damselfish) is the source of this 1326-nucleotide messenger RNA. It is a transcript of the gene prpf38a, whose product is annotated as pre-mRNA processing factor 38A. Bases 73 to 915 code for a protein of 280 amino acids. NCBI's taxonomy places the organism in Eukaryota, Metazoa, Chordata, Actinopteri, Pomacentridae. The record is from RefSeq and is a predicted model, not a curated record. The transcript is spliced from 9 exons.